CAGAGUAACCUGAGCACAGGGAGCAUCAGCAGCAUCUCUGCUGCUCAUCCUGCUGAUUGAACGAUGCGCCACCGCCGCCUGCCGCGGACCAGGUGUCCGAGCGCAGAGCCCGGACGCGGUUAACGUGACAGAAGGUCAGCCCGAAUCUAUGAGCUGCGCGCACGCGCCUCUUCUGGUCCCGUUCAGCAGACGAGCGAGAAGAUGCUGAGCCGCCUGAUGAGCAGCAGCAUCAGGAGUCUGGACAGGGAGUACAACUGCACCGUGAGGCUGCUGGACGACUCGGAGUACACCUGCACCAUCCAGCGAGAUGCCAAGGGACAGUACCUGUUUGACCUCAUCUGUCACCACCUCAACCUGCUGGAGAAAGACUACUUUGGCAUCAGAUAUGUUGAUCCAGACAAGCAAAGACACUGGUUGGAGUUUUCCAAACCAAUUGCCAAACAAAUGAAGUCCCAGCCUCCAUUCACCAUGUGUCUGCGUGUCAAGUUUUAUCCACCAGAUCCUGCUGCUCUGAAGGAGGAAAUCACCAGAUAUCUCGUCUUCCUGCAGGUCAAGAGGGAUCUUUAUCACGGUCGCCUUCUGUGCAAGACGUCAGAUGCAGCUCUGCUGGCUGCCUACAUUUUACAAGCUGAAAUUGGUGACUACGACCCAGGGAAACAUCCUGAAGGCUACAGCUCCAAGUUCCAGUUCUUCCCCAAACACUCUGAAAAACUGGAACGGUGGAUUGCAGAGAUCCACAAGACUGAGCUGAUAGGUCAAAGCCCUGAAACAUCAGAGCUCAACUUCCUUCAAAAAGCCCAGACACUGGAGACGUACGGAGUGGACCCUCAUCCAUGCAAGGAUGUUUCGGGGAAUCCAGCUUUCCUGGCCUUCACUCCGUUUGGAUUCACUGUGCUGCAAGGAAACAGGAGAAUCCAUUUCCUCACAUGGGAGGAGGUAACCAAACUCAAAUUUGAAGCAAAGACAUUUCAUAUAUAUGCAAAUCAGACUGAGGACAGGAAGAUUAUUCUAACUUACUUCGCACCGACACCAGAGGCCUGUAAGCAUCUGUGGAAGUGUGGAGUAGAGAACCAGGCCUUCUAUAAGUUGGAGAAAUCAAGUCAAGUCCGCACUGUGUCCAGUAGUAAUCUCUUCUUUAAGGGUAGUCGAUUUAGAUACAGUGGAAAAGUUGCAAAAGAGGUGAUGGAACAAAGUGCCAAAAUUAAGCGAGAUCCUCCUGAGAUCCAUAGGGCUGGCAUGGUUCCCAGUAGAAGUUGUCCAUCAAUCACGCACGGCCCUCGUCUGACCAGUGUGCCCAGAACCCGGCGGAGAGCUGUGCACAUCUCCAUAAUGGAAGGUUUGGAGUCUCUGCGAGACAGUGCCCACUCCACACCUGUGCGCUCCGUCUCCCAUGGUGACUCCUUCAUGUCUUCCCGGGGCCAGAUAGAGGACGGCGGCGAGGCAAGCACAUCAGCUGUGAUCUCCGACGAGGUCUACAGCCCCUCGGACAGCGUGCUGCCCUCGCCUGUGGCGGAGCAUGGGGUGGAGAUGCCUUUGGCUCGUCACCUCAACGGUGCACCCCGCAGCAUCGAUGAGGAGUCAGAGAUGGGGGUAUUGAAGGAGGGACAGGCCACAGAGUCUGGGCCCGGCAAAAGAGCACUGCACACCGUCAGAAGCAAGCAGUCAUCACAGAGCGACGUAGAGGAGCUGAAUAAGUUCAUCCUAAGUGUGCUGCGCCUGUUCCUGGUCACCAUCGGCCUGCUGUUUGCCCUGCUGCUGCUCCUCAUCAUGCUGACAGAGUCAGACCUGGACAUUGCUUUCCUUAGAGACAUUCGCAAGACACCCGAGUUCCAGCAGUUUCACUUUGAAUAUUUCUGCCCUCUGCGGCGCUGGUUCGCCUGUAAGUUACGGUGGAUGGGAGGGUUCCUUGUCAGCGACGUGAACUGAAAAAACAAACUGAAACUGAAUGACUUAAAGACCAUCAGUGAUGAAGAUGGGGAAGGUUCACCACACACGACAGCAAAUGGGGGAGAGGGUUAAGUUAACUGCCUUGGUAAUAAUAUUGGAAUAGCUACUCCCAUGAAUGAUUUCCUGUCAUAAGUUACAGACUGUAUACCUAUCACAGACAAGAAAUCACAUUUUACUUUAGAAAUUCACAUCAUCUCAAGGCUUUUUUUUUUUACACAAAAUCACAGAAACAGGGUUUAAUUAAAAUUAAGUCUUAUAGACUUCACUUAUUUAACCAGACUUUAUAGUUGCCUUUAUUUUUUUAAUUCAUUGAUAAAGUUGUAACAUUACUACAACAAGAGUGACCUGGAGUUUGAGGUGUUUUGGGAGAACAGAGUUUAGGUCAAGUUUGAAGGAAGAAAGCAGGAAUGUUACAUUAAAUCAAAUAGCAACAUUUGCGAUUGGAUCUCAUAAUGGCACCUUUUCUACAAGAAUGAGUAUUGUGGCAGAGCAGAAAAUAUGAAACGGAUA
Molecule: messenger RNA, 2457 nt
Organism: Nematolebias whitei (Rio pearlfish)
Lineage: Eukaryota; Metazoa; Chordata; Actinopteri; Cyprinodontiformes; Rivulidae
Product: FERM domain-containing protein 5-like
Exons: 14
Coding region: 202-1926 (574 amino acids)
Cellular component (GO): cytoskeleton
Molecular function (GO): cytoskeletal protein binding
Source: RefSeq, a predicted model, not a curated record